AUGGCCUCCCCCGUGCCCGAGGAGGAGAAAGACUCGCUAGCCAACGUGCGGAUAAACGCCUACUCCCACAAUGUCCAGAAUAUCCCGCCGUACGUCCUCGAUACCCUCCUGCUGGUCCACUACAAGGACGAGCUCAAUAACAGCAACGUCAACACCGUGGGGCCUGCCAUCUGGCACACAAAUCAGCCUCCCGGGUGGGCAGGCAAAAACGACGAUGUUAUCCCGUUCAAUCCUUACGUCCAGGACGACUACGUCAACCGUUUGGGCAACAACUGGCACAACCUUGUCAACUCGGUGAGGGACCCCCAAGCGCGGCCAGACUACAAAUUGGACGAAAACAUACUAGACGACAGGCUCCAGGGGACCUGGGGUGGUGAUAAACGGUUGAAGGAAGCGCUUUUGGGCGAGGACGUCUACGACGACGUCGAGAGCGAUAAUGGCAAUCACAAGCGACGCCACCGCAAACCCGGGUACUGGUUGCAACACCAGAACCGCAAGACGUUCCUCGAGCUGAUCCAGCUGACGAUAUUGUACAACCGAUGGCUUCCGUUGAUUUUCCGUAUACUUCUCGUCACCUGUUGUUGUUGCGCCUUGGGGAUGGCGUGUACCAUCUUUCGCGGCACGAAGAAGUACAUCGAGUUUGGCCAGGAGCCGCUGACGAUCAUGGCCAUCUGCGUCCAGCUGAUUGCGUUGGCGUACUUGUUAUACAUCGCCUACGACGAAUUCACGGGGAAGCCGUUGGGGCUCCGUAACGCCCUGGCCAAGCUCCUCUACAUCUUGCUCGACUUGGUGUUCAUCAUCUUCUCCCUGGCCAACGUGCUGUUGGCGUUCAAUACGUUGUACGACAGCAGGUGGGUGUGCCGCGAGGACGUCACCGGGCGGGUACCGGUGGUCACGAACAUCUGCCGCCGCCAGCGGGCGCUCACGGGGUUCUUGGUGAUGGUGAUCUUUUUCUGGUUGGUCAACUUCUGUCUCUCGACCACCAGAGUGAUCGUAAAGUUCACCAACGCCUCUAGGUGA
This is a messenger RNA of Diutina rugosa, 1020 nucleotides long. RefSeq lists its product as uncharacterized. Gene Ontology annotation, cellular component: fungal-type vacuole; cell periphery. Lineage: Eukaryota; Fungi; Ascomycota; Pichiomycetes; Serinales; Debaryomycetaceae. The transcript has a single exon. Gene Ontology annotation, biological process: positive regulation of catalytic activity. Bases 1 to 1020 code for a protein of 339 amino acids. The record is from RefSeq and is a predicted model, not a curated record.